This is a messenger RNA of Dicentrarchus labrax (European seabass), 4090 nucleotides long. RefSeq names its product cytokine receptor-like factor 3 (gene crlf3). Lineage: Eukaryota; Metazoa; Chordata; Actinopteri; Moronidae. The record is from RefSeq and is a predicted model, not a curated record. Gene Ontology annotation, molecular function: protein binding. The coding region runs from base 121 to 1458 and encodes 445 amino acids. The transcript is spliced from 9 exons.
UUGGACUUUAGCAAAAAAAUAACUUGUCACAUCUCUCGGUGGUGUGGCGGCUGCGAGCUGAUUCACAAGUUUCAGGACGAGAAAUGGCCACCAGAAAACAUUAAACCAGGAGGCGGGAGGAUGUCUGCGGAGGUCGACGUGUUGCUGCAGGAGGCGAAGGAAAGCAUCGAGGCGGCCCAGAACUACCGCAGUGAACUCCAGCAGCGUCUGCAUGGCCUCAACCAGGCCCGCAAACAGGUUCGGGGCAGCUCGGGUCAGGCCCGCGAGGUCCUCCGGCGGCACUUCGCGGAGCUGCAGGCGGCGGCGACUCGGCUGCUGACGGAGCGACUGACCACCCUGCUGGCUGAGGUGGACGCCAUCGAGGCCGACAGCGUCAAACCGCUAGACGACUGCCAGAGUCUCAUUGAGCAUGGGGUGGGCCAGGCUGACGAGCUGCUGAGAGAGGGGGAAGCAGCUCUGCGUUGUGGUCUUGGGGAAAAGGAGGACAAACUGGGCAGUUUCACUAAGAAGGCCAUGCACAUCCAGCUGGACAGCCUCCCAGAAGUCCCGGCGCUGGUGGACGUGCCGAGUGUUUCAGCCCAGCUCGACGACUCCCUGCUGGGUCUGCUGAGGGACCGGGUGUCCCGCCACGGCUCCGUCUCCUCCCACCCGCCCGUCCAGAUCGAAGAGCUGCAGGAGAGACCCGGCAGCAUCCUGGUCCGCUGGUGUAAGGUGGACGAGGACUUUGCGGCGGCAGAUUAUCGGCUGCAGUACCGGCGGUCCGGCAGCGGGGGGAGCCAGUACGAGGACGGCUACAUCGGUCGGGACAGCGAGUUCCUGGUUCUCCACCUGGACCCUCACACCGAUUAUCUGUUCAGGGUCUGCGCCCGCGGCGAGGGUCGCACCGAGUGGAGCCCCUGGAGCAUCCCACAGACGGGAUACACCACACUGGCACCGCACGAGUGGUGUCCGGGCACUGAGGGCUACAUCCUGAGCAGCAGGAGAAACAUCGCUCUGCGCAACGACUCCUCCCAGUCGCGCUGCCCCGUCCUUUACUCAAAGGCACCCACAUACUUCUGUGGGCAGACGCUGACCUUCAAGAUCACUGCAGCAGGUCAGAUAGAUCGGAGGGACAGUCUGGGCGUGUGCGUGGACAGCCAGAAGGGGGCGGAGUCACUUCAGAGAGACCAGGCUGUCUGCAUUUCCACCAAUGGUGCUGUAUUCGUCAACGGCAAAGAGAUGACCAACCAGCUGCCCGCCAUCACCGUGGGCUCCGCUGUGACCUUCGACAUGGAGGUGGUGAACCUGUUCCCCAUCAGCAACAACAACCUGAGCGAGGGCGGCAACUUCAAGCUGAGGGUGACCAUCGGCUCGGGGAACCGGGAGGUGGUGUUCGAUUGGCUGGUGGACCAGGCGGUGGACUGCCUCUUCUUCGGCUGCUCGUUCGUCCACUCCGGCUGGAAAGUGCUCGUGUUUUAAAGAGCUGGAUGGAUCCUUUAAUGUGCUGGAGCUUAGGAGCCGUCACCCAGAUCUGUUGUUCUUUAACUCUCACCCCCGAGCCACAGACAGGGGCACAAGUCUGAGAAAAAAAAGGGAAAAAUGGGAAAUUUCUCACUAGAAUUUUUCCAGUUUUUCCACAUUCGUCCGUAAUUCACUGGUCAGGGUUCUAAUGAAAUCUGGAAAACUUGUAAAUCUGCCAUCAAGCGUUGGACAGCACAUCCUGGAAAACAGUUCUGAGCUCGAUCUGCUGCAUUUAUCAGUUUCACUUCUGUUUGUUUUGCUAAAAACAGCUCGAGAGGCGCAGAUUGAGUGCGUUUACACGGAGUCAGGACGGCCAAGAGGGCGUCACGAUAUUACAGAGACUACGUCCAUUGUUUCCGUAGCAAGUCUCUCUGCUACCGCGGGUUCCCUCAGCACACAAUCCGACAGCACAGGCCCGUUAGUCAACACGACUUUUAUUAGCUCGUAGCUGCAGCCACAGAUAACAUAUGCUGAUGCUUCCAGACUCCGUGUAAACCCUGUCAGUGUCCACAGUCCUGCUUCAUGUGAACCGCUCACUAACAGAAACUGGGCUGCGUUACCCGACCACGAUCCAGCUCUUCUCCAGCCUCCAGGGAGCCGCGCUCAUCACUUCUUCUUCUUCUUCUUCUUCUUCUUCUUCUUCUCCUCUGCUUUUAGUUUUGAUUCCCGGGCCUUCUUGCAAGGACGAACGUUUGUUUACAGCUUUCUUUUAAUUUGUCGAGUUUUAUUGGAUCGUCUUAAUUUAGCCCGAAAGGAGAAAUCCUGCCAGGACGUACACGUGUUGUUCAUAGAUACGUCUUUGUGAAGCAGCAGGAAAAGUAAAAACAGACAUUUAAAAUCUGCUGCUGGUGUUUUUCUUUUUUUAUCUUAACAGAAACCUCACUGUGAAACUUUCUUAAACGUGUUCAUUGGAGGUUUAAAGGGACAGUUUGCCAAAAACACAAACCAGACUGAGUUUCAUCUGCGUGUCUGAGGAGGACGACAACGAUAAAAGACCUAAAAUGGCACAAAGACACUUAAAAGAUCAAAUUGUGUCUCACUGUGUUUAGAAAGGAAAGUUGAUCUUUUAUUUUCUGUUUUCACGGCUUCAUACUUUGUUUAUCUUGUGUCCAAUCAGGGGUUUGAGAAAUGUUGGAGUUAGUCGAUAAGUUUCACAACAGAGGCUGAAAAUGUAUUUUUAUUUCAUUUAAAUGUGUUUGUCCCGUUAUCUUUAGUGUCAUUAUCUCUACAUAAAGUGUUUUCCUGCAAUGUUGUAACCCAGAUCUGAUGUUAAAACCCUUGUUAAAGUCUAUGGAAGCCCAUUUCUGCCAAUGUGAUGAGACAAAAUGGAUCCUGAAAGUCUUUAAAAAGAGAAACAUUAUCAAUAUUUUGGCUUAUUGUCUCAACAUAAUAAGAGACUUGGUCACAGAUGCUUUUCUUUUUACCCACAUUGGCAGAAAUGGGCUGAAAUGAAACGGCCUUUUAUCCGCAGAUGUUAGAUAAUGUUAAAACUGAAUUAUCUUGAAUUUAAAAACUAAAUCCGAGCAUCUGGAGCUCGAGGAUUCAUUCUUGAUGAGAAACUUAAGAGAUACAGUUUAAAGCUCCAGAAGAAGCGAGUUAUUUUUCUUCCUAUCAAACCAAACUCUUGAGAUAAUUGAAGCUGUUUUACUGUCUCCGUGUUUCUGACGACUCGACGGGCAGAAGAAUCUGUUUUUGGCUGAACUGUCGCCUUUAAAAUAAUCCAACUGUUACUUUAUUAUUUUAGCUUUUUGCAUUGACAAUCCGUAACAGUAUUUACACAACCUGUAGUUUUUAGUGGGAGGAGCCUGUAUGAGUGCUGGUUAUUGAUCGUUAAGUCCAGUUUACACUUAAGAUGUGACUAUACACACACAUAUAUAUGUAUAUGUGUGUCUCUUUUAUCUUUUAACCAUCUUCAAAAUGUGGUUGUCUUUUCAACAUAGAUUAGCUUAGCAUAUAGCAUAUCUAAGUACAGGAAAGGAGGAAGUUGACCGAGGCUUGCUCAGCUGUUAUUGGAGCACAGAGGGGAAAGGGGCGGGGCUAUGUAAGAGUCUCUAACUCUGGUACAUCGUGAUGUUCAAUCCACCAUAUUUAUGUUACUUUCAGUUUUAUUCUGAAUUUCUUUUUUUUUUUUCAAACGAUGUUGCUUCUGCUUUUACGCUGCUGCAACAUUUUCAGUUAUUUGAAAAAAGUCCGUUUUACGAGUUCUGGAUAAAAGCAAAAGAGUGAAGAAAGUCUUGUAUUCUUGGUGAUGUUCCCUCUUCUUUCUGAGGCAGCACAUCGGUUUUAUUUCAUUGUGCAAAUUUGAAAUGAGAAUAAACAUUAGUGGGUGUUCGUCCUGCACACGCUCACUACCACUCACUUUAAUUAAAUGUUAAACAUACAGAUUGUUUUUAUCUUCUCUUUGUGGAGGACAGUGGAACCCUGGGUGGGUCCAGGUGAUGGUACAGAUUUCCUGAAGCCAGUGAACGCAACCUGACAAACUGUUCAAAGACAAAACAGUGACACCUGCUGGUCAAACCUCUGCAUUGCAUUUGUUCUCACUGCUGUCAACCUUCAUAUGUUGUUCAAUAAAGGUCAUAUUAUGUAAAAU